UAAGAGCGUUCAUCACCCCCUAAUUUCUAUUACAUGGAUAACUCUUUUGCUUUAAAAGAUAUUUUAAUGAGAUCUUCACUAGUAUUUUUUAAAUAUUUAGCAGAAGAAGCGAAGUUAUUUGUUUAUUAUUUUUUUUUAAAUAUUGAUAUUUUUCUUUUUAAUAAAAAAAAAAUAUAAAAAAAUAAAUAAGUUCGCCUCUAGUAAAUGCGUUUUUAAGAAAUUAACCCUAAUAACAUUUUAUGAAAUUUUUAAUAAUAAACCUAGCAAACGUGUAAUAGCAAAAUAUGGCAAUUUUCAUCAAAUUUUAGAAUAUUUACUACGUCUCGGCAUACUUGGCAGCAUUGCUUUAUGCUUUAUCGAUCCAAGAUCUACUGGCGAGCGUCGUUCCUGUGUCACCCCAAUGUUAAAAAAUAUUAAUAUAUAGUAAUGUAAUAAAUUAUGUAGGUUGAAUAUUAACAAAUACGAAAAGUUUGGACUACCUGAUUUUAGUUAUUUUUCGAACUUUUGCCCACAAUCCUUUUUGGUUUGUGAUGUAGCGUUGAUGUGUUUAUAAAUUUGCCGUACGCUGCAAUAUUAUUAAUAAUUGUUAUUAGUAGGCAACUAAUAACAAUUAAUAAUAUUAGGUACUUAGGUUAGAUUAGUAGGAUAUUUAGUAAAUUUUGUUUUUUUUUGUUUGAAUUUUUAAGUCUGUCUGCAAGCGACUGUCGCCGCGCCAUCGCGUCGCCUCGGUGCCGCCUUACCCCAUUGUUAAACAAUAAUAUUAUAUUAUACACAGGUAGAAUAAUGAGAAAAACGAAAAUUUUAGACUGGGUACCUGAAUAACUGUAACUUUUUACGUACCCUAACACUUUUUAGUUUGUGAUGUGCCGUUGCAUGUAUAUGGAAGUCUGUCGUGUGCUAUUUUUGUGAAAACUGUGAACUUUACUGUUAUAGUGUUUUUGUUUUUAUUGUGCAAGAGCAGUUAUUUUUUGAAAAAAUGGGAAAACGUAAAGACGGUAAAUCCAAGGUUUACUAUUCGCGCCGGAAAUCAAGGAAACACAAAAAGAGUUAUUAUCUAACUAAUACCAAAAAUACUUUCCGUACUUCUGCUACUGAAAGUAUGCCAAUUCAUAACACAUCUGAAGAGGAAAUAGAAGUUGAAAGACAAAGAACAUCUCCUGAUACCAUAACUGACUACGUUAUAGAAGGAAGGAGAAUCGUAGAUAUUCAGAAGCUUUUUAAAGAAAUCCAGAAUUUAUCCAGACACCCUCCAUUUAAUUGCACAAUUGCAGAUAUGAACAUUUUGACGGAAAAUAGAAAAGGCUUAAAAAGUUCAAUUUUACUAAAGUGCAAAAUGUGCAAUUUAGAAAAAUACCUCAAUCUGUUUACUCAAGAUGAGUCUGAAACAUCCAUGGACAUAAAUGCCGCAGCAGCCUUAGUACCCAUUUCAACGGGUAUUGGAUUUACUGCCGCGGAAGAAUUUAUGGCCAUACUGGAUGUCCCUUUUAUGUCUCCAAAUACAUAUCAGCAGCACCAUGAGUUUGUGGGAGAAAAGAUAAGGGAAACGGCUUGGAAAGCAAUGGAGGAAGCCGCACAAGAAGAGAGUUUAUUGGCCAAAAAAUUAGGAGAAGUAAUCGCCCCUGUAUCACUGUUGUGGCUGAUGGUGCUUGGAGCAAAAGGUCUUAUAAUGUUAAUUAUGAUGCUGCUUCAGGAGUUAGGACCGGAAAACUUUUAUUUCUUGGAAUCCGAAAUAAAUACUGCAGCUUUUGUGCAUACGCCAGUGCCAAAAACAUGGAAGUCAUUCCAGAUCAUACAUGUUAUAAGAACUGGUCAAAUACAUCCACAAGUAUGGAAUCCGACAUAAUUGUGGAAGGAUUUCGAAAAAGUAUUGACAUGUAUAAUAUUAUUUAUAAAAGACUUGUUGGGGAUGGUGACAGUAGCGUCUAUUAAAAACUGAUCGAGGCUCGCCCAUAUGGAAGUUUACAUGUGGAGAAAAUUGAGUGCAGGAAUCAUUUAUUAAGAAAUUUUUGCUCCAAAUUGCGUGAAAUAUCUAGUAAGUUUAUUCAUCAUUAGCAUUAAUUUUUGAAAAAGCUAUUAAUUGUUCUUUAUUUAUUUUAGGUAAAAAAAGAAGCAACAGUACAAAUAAUCCGGUUUCACCAUACCUGCGCAAACAUAUUUUGAACAAUAUACGAAGGAUGAGAACUGCUGUUGCAAUGGCUGUUACUCAAAGAAAUAAAGAAGAUAAAAGCUUUAGUAUUAAAAUAGAAAAUCUUACUAAAGAUUUAAAAAAUAUACCAUCCCACGUAUUUGGAGAGCAUCUAAACUGUACAGCCAUAGGAUAUUUUAGAUGUGAUAAAAAGUUUGGAGAAAAAAAUUAUAUUGAAGAAAUGAAGGCAUGUGGGGUUUUGCAAGACAUUGAAGUUUGUCUAAAUAGACUCAUAUUGCAUGCUUCCAGUUUGUUAAGAAAUAUGGACAAUAAUGUAGCUGAACAUUAUAACUCUGUGGUAUGCA
This is a messenger RNA of Anthonomus grandis grandis, 2490 nucleotides long. RefSeq lists its product as uncharacterized. The transcript has 4 exons. The record is from RefSeq and is a predicted model, not a curated record. Lineage: Eukaryota; Metazoa; Arthropoda; Insecta; Coleoptera; Curculionidae. The coding region runs from base 977 to 1843 and encodes 288 amino acids.